AUGGAAAUACAAGGUUUUAGCACUCCAAUUUUUAGUUAAAGUUCUAGCGAGCUGAGUAAUAACAUUUUUGUUGUGCCAUUUGAAUAUUCGUCUCCAUUUGGGCAUCAUUACUAAAUAAACAAUAAAAAGAAUAAUAAUGAUGAUGAAAUUUACAAUGAUGAUGAUUGUUACUCUAAAGAUGAAGAAGAUUCAAAAGAAAAUGAAAAGCAAUAAAAGAGGAUGAGAAGGAUUAAAAAGAAAAUUUAAAAAGAUAAGGGCUAAAUAAAUUUAAAGCAGUUCACUAUUUAAAGUAUUCCAUGCAGAGAAUUAUUUAAAUUAAAUUCUGGAGUUUACAUUACAUUAGAUGGUGUUCUUAGAUUUUGCUACUCUUAAAAUCCAGUAAGCUUUGGUUUUAGCCCAUAAAAGGUUUUAAAAAUAGAAGAAAUGCAUAAUUUAGGUAUAAUAGAUAUAACAUAGACCAUAGAUAACCUCUUUCCCAAGAGAUCAAUUGAAGAUUGCGUAAAUCUUAUGAUGCAUAAAAAUUUAGCUCACUUAAAUAAACAAGUGGUUUUCUCUGAGUUAGAUAAUUUUGAUUAAAUGGUUAGAAAAAUUUAUAAUUGUAAUGCCCUUCCUAAGUAGUUGAGAGUUUUUAAGGAAAAUGAAUUUUAAAGUUUCAUUCAACAUUCUUACAAAUACAUAGGAAAGCUAUAAAAUGAAGAACCCGACCUCUUAUUAAGUUUUGUUAUUGGAAGAUACAAUUAUAUAGAUAAAGAUGUAGAAAUAUGUCAUACAGGAAUGUCAAAAGGCUAUUUAUCGCUAUUAGGAUUGGAUUAUAACACGUUUAGAUCAAUAGUAUUAAGAAAUCAAAAGGUAGAUCUCAUUCAAAAUAAAGCUGAUAUAAUCUUAUCAGCUUUGAAUGGAAUAAAUUUGAAGAGCAAAUUCAAUAGCGAAGACACAUUUUCUGCUGAUAUCAUUACAUUUGAUGGAUAUCCUUUGAAAAUUAACUAUCAUACAAAAAAUGUCACAAUAUAAUAGAAGCUGAAUGAUUUAUUUGGAGAUGAAUAUAUCCUAGUCAUUACAAAAAUUAAUGUAUCUCCUAACUAGAUGCAGGGAUUAGUUGAUUAUAGAAAAAAACUAAUGCUUAAUUCUGAAGCUCUUUCUAUAGAUGAAUAUAUUAAUAAAGAAUUAUCGUAUUUAUUUGAAGACGUUGAAUAUUCUGUUUAGUCUUAACAGUUCAUAGAAAAAUACUAUAAAGAAAAUCUAGAUAAUUUACUUAAAUAAAAAGGCAAUAUACAAUGUGGAUAUCGUUACAUUUAAAAUGAAAGCAAAAUAUCUUAAAUAUAAAUAGAAAAUAUAGAUUUAAAAAAUUUGAUGUGA
This is a messenger RNA of Tetrahymena thermophila SB210, 1356 nucleotides long. RefSeq lists its product as hypothetical. The transcript has a single exon. The record is from RefSeq and is a predicted model, not a curated record. NCBI's taxonomy places the organism in Eukaryota, Ciliophora, Oligohymenophorea, Hymenostomatida, Tetrahymenidae.